CAGCGCGCGGGGCCGGAUCCCAGCCUCUCAGCCGGCCAGUCAGCUUGGGAGCUGCGGUCUGUAGGAGAUCUGGACGCGGCGACCGAGGGGGAGGAGGGAAGAGGGACCCGGUCAUGGCUCCCUGGGGAUUCUCGUGGUCCUCAGUCCUCGCUGCUGCGGUUUUUGUGGGAGGCGCCGCGAGUUCUCCGCUGGUAGCUGACAGUGCUGCUGGUCACGCACUGAACUCCAGAACAGAGACGACACCAUCGCCCACAAACAACACUGGAAAUGGGCACCCUGAGUAUAUCGCGUAUGUUCUCGUCCCUGUGUUCUUCGUCAUGGGACUUCUUGGUGUCUUCAUCUGCCACCUGCUUAAGAAGAAAGGCUAUCGCUGUACAACAGAAGCUGAGCAAGAGGUGGAAGAGGAAAAGGUUGAGAAGAUAGAGUUAAAUGACAGUAUAAAUGAAAACAGUGACACCGUUGGGCAAAUUGUCCACUACAUCAUGAAAAAUGAAGCCAAUGCUGAUGUUUUAAAGGCAAUGGUAGCAGAUAACACCUUGUGUGAUCCGGAAAGUCCUGUGACACCCAGCACUCCAGGGAGCCCACCUCAGAGUCCUGGGCCUUUGUCGCCAGGAGCCACCCCAGGGAAGCAUGUCUGUGGCCACCACCUGCACACAGUGGGCGGUGUCAUCGAGAAGGACGUGUGCAAUCGGUGUAGGCACAAGCGCUGGCACUUCAUAAAGCCCACUACCAAGUCCAAAGAGGGCCGCCCAAGGCGCCAAGGAGAGGUCACUGUCCUCUCUGUCGGCAGGUUUAGAGUUACAAAGGUGGAGAACAAGUCAAAUCAGAAGGAGCACAGAAGUUUGAUGUCUGUCACUGGAACAGAAAGCGUCAAUGGGGAAGUGCCUGUAACACCCGUGAAGCGAGAGCGUUGUGACACAAAGUAGUAGGAGUGAUCAUCCUUUGAAGAACUCUAGGAGACUGAAAACCUCUGAGAUCUGAAGCUGCCUAGGGGAUCUUUUAAAAAUCUUUUGUACACCAUUGUAUCAUCCGCAGGCAUAUGGAUCAAAGCUGGAAGGGAGUGUUCUGUCUGUGCUAGACUGAAAACCCUGUAUGUCAAAAGAAAGAAAGGAAGGAAGAAAGAGAGAAAGAAAAAAGAAAAUUCUUAUAUCAAAAUAGCUUGGGUUUAAAGCAUCUGAUGGUAUUUACUACAUUUCCAAGGAAGGAAAGUUUUUUUUUAAUCCCUCAUCCCAUUCUCAGCUACCACCUUUCACCACACCCCCAUUCCUGUGUUGGUGUACACAACACCCCCAUUCCUGUCUUGGUGUACACACAAUUUUCCCAGUAUGCUGGCUAUGGACAGUGGAAGUAUUCCUGUGCAGUCUGAAUGGUGCUCUGCGUGUGUGCCUGUGAGCAUGUGUACGUUUCCCCCAACUCUUACCUUCCACUUUGCUACCUGCUGUAAGAUGUUCUUUGGUGUGACUGUUACAGAAGAUGAAGGUGAAUCUCCAAUGGUGAGAAGCCCGUGAAGAUCUCUCACUCUUGAGCAGAGGGAUUAAUGCCCCAGGUGGCUGUGGGGUCACAUAGAAGGAACCAGUUGCUAGGCUUUGAAUUCCCAGAUCAAGAAUUCAACAUUAACUCCCGCUAACCCCCUGUGCCAUUCCCACAUCACCUCAGAAUAUCGAGGGGCUUUUCUUUAACACACUAGGUAUUCAAAAAUUCCACUGCUCCUGGUGGGCUUUUCCUUUUAACUUGACAGAGGAGGAGAGGCAGCAUCUGUUGUACCUGCUGCUGCCGUGUGGUGCCAGGGCUGGAACCUGCUACCUCAUCCAUGGUGAAGUGUGCGUCCUAUGUGUCGAGCUAUCCCCUACCCACAAGAGGUCAUUUUUAACUUGAGCCAAGCGCUUACUGUAUAGUCAGUGAAUAAAGGGGAUGGGGAGAAAUGGUUUAAAGUCACAGGGAUGGGGGUGGGGUUCCUUGUUUUGACAACCUAAGUCCAAAACAAACCAAAAAAGCUGGUAAAAGUUGGACCUGCUUUUCCUCUGGCUUAUUUUCCUUGGCAUACUUCCUUUUUUCCACUUAGUGCUCAUAUAUCUUGCCUUUUUAAUUAAAAGAAUUAUCUGUUAAGAGUCGGGCAGUAGUGCAGCAGGUUAAGCACACAUGGUGCGAAGCUCAAGGACAGGCAUAAGGAUCCCGGUUUGAGCCCCUGGCUCCCCACCUGCAGGAGAGUCACUUCACAGGCGGUGAAGCAGGUCUGCAGGUGUCUUAUCUUUCUCUCCCCCUCUCUGUCUUCCCCAUCUCUCUCCAUUUCUUUUUGUCCUGUCCAACGACGGCAUCCAUAACAACAAUAAUAACCACAACAACAAUAAAAAAUUACAAGGGCAACAAAAGGAAAAAUAAAAGAAUUAUCUGUUAUUUAAAUUUGUGGUGGCUGUGAGUAAACGCAGGGCCUCAACACACAACACAUGCAUUCUGCCACUCCACCCCUGACCCUGUAAUGAGGAAGGCUCAUCAUUGAAAAGGUUCUUUGAGGUGUCUUUCCCUUGUAGGCCUAACAUACUCUACUUUUUUUUUUAUUAUCUUUACAAUUUAUGAAACAUCUGCUAGAAUCCAUAGGCGAAGUUAGUGGUACAUUCACGGUCAUUUUAGACAGAGGGGCGAGGAGUCCAGCUACAGGGAACUUGCCAAGACCCGUAUGUGGGGUCACGGGCAUUACUUCUGAAAGAAAAAACUUCUCAUUGCACUCCCAAAAGAUGUCUAUAAAAUGUACUCUCAAGUAUUUACUGUAUAUCUAUUCAUUCUAUGUCUGUUUCUGGCAUUGAACUAAAAACCAAACAACAACAACAACAACAAAAAAUUAACCUUUUAAAUGAAUGGUAGGAUUAAAGUUCAUGUGAACUUUUCACAAAAAAUUUUAUUUACAUGUAAACCUACAUAUACACAAGUGGACUUGAAGGAGGUCAGUUAAAAAAAAAAAAAGGAUUUUUAUUGAGGUCCAGAAACUAGCAACAUAGGAAUUUCGGGUGUGUGUGUGUGUGUGUGUGUGUGUGUGUGUGUGUGUGUGUGUACACAUUAGUGUAAAUAAUGUAUGUAUGGUCUAUAUCAAUAGUUUUAUUUUAUUUUUUAAAGUAAGCAUUAUUUUUACUUUAAAAAUACUGUGCCCUCAGAGUGGCGAGGGGUAAAUGUAAGAUAGUCUUUUCAGCUUUAAUUGUCUUUAGAGUUUAUUCAGGUUAGAGCACUUUUUCUUUUAAAUAGCAAUACAGCAGGCAAAGGAAUACUCAAAAAUAUUUAAAAUUGUAUUUAUACGAAGAGUACAUUUUAAAUAUAUUGUAAUACUUGAGCACUUUUUGUCUGGCUGGCUUUCGAAUAUGCCAAAAAGUUAAACGUUAAAUCUUUUCAACACAGAAGCUUUUUACUGGUUUAUAUGGUCUAAUGCAAAUCCUUAAGUGUUCCCAAAGCCACUGAUGUUUACAGGCCUUGUGCUUUUCUUCCUUCUCCAGAAACACUGGGAAACCACAGCAGACUUACUCUGUGCAACACUAACAACGGACGUAGCUUCCGGUCGUCACCAAUCGAGUUGGCUACCACCUUGAUGUAAAAAUUUGUAAAGGGAAAAUUUUCACCGUUUUGAGUGUCAAAAUGUAUUUUUAACUGUCUGGUUUGUACUUUUGCGACUUUUGUACUACCAAAGCAGAGUUAAAAUAAAAUAAAAAUGUUAAA
Molecule: messenger RNA, 3699 nt
Organism: Erinaceus europaeus (western European hedgehog)
Lineage: Eukaryota; Metazoa; Chordata; Mammalia; Eulipotyphla; Erinaceidae
Gene: RELL1
Product: RELT like 1
Exons: 7
Coding region: 114-926 (270 amino acids)
Biological process (GO): positive regulation of p38MAPK cascade
Cellular component (GO): plasma membrane
Source: RefSeq, a predicted model, not a curated record